AUGCUCGAUGAAAAAGGAUUGCUUCUGCGUUGCUAUACUCAGAACAUUGAUUCGUUGGAGUACGUUGCGAACAUAAACAGCGAUAAGUUGGUGUAUGCUCAUGGAUCACAUCAUACAAGCACUUGCUUGAAGUGUCGUCAGAAGUAUGACUUAAAGUGGAUCACGGAUAAAAUAAGCGAUAAAAAUACAUUGGUAGCAAAAUGUGAUAAAUGCAACGGUAUUGUUAAACCAGAUAUUGUCUUCUUUGGUGAAAAUUUACCGAAACGAUUCUUCAAAUGUGCUGUCUCGGAUUUCCCGAAAUGUGAUCUGUUAAUUAUUAUGGGUACCUCAUUAGUGGUACAGCCGUUUGCGGGUCUG
This is a messenger RNA of Anisakis simplex (herring worm), 357 nucleotides long. Lineage: Eukaryota; Metazoa; Nematoda; Chromadorea; Rhabditida; Anisakidae. The record is from the annotation of a GenBank genome assembly.